GAAGAAGAAGCCGAGCUAUUUGUAAAGAUGGCGCUGGCUAAUGUGUUGAAGAGUGAGUGUGCGGAUUUUGAACAGCCGUUUCCAUUUGGCUGUGGAUUUAACGAUGCUGAUCUUGGCUUUGAUAAAAUUUCAGAAGAACGUUUCAAUUUGGCAUUGAAACCUCUUGAAGGAGAAGAAGAUGGAAUUGAGAGGAAAAUUGAGUUUCUUCACGGAACGACCACCUUAGCAUUCAAAUUUCAGCAUGGUGUCAUCGUAGCAGUGGACUCCCGAGCAACAGCCGGUUCGUACAUUGCAUCUCAGACGGUGAAGAAGGUCAUCGAGAUCAACCCGUAUCUGCUGGGCACCAUGGCAGGUGGAGCUGCUGACUGCAGUUUCUGGGAGCGUCUGCUGGCAAGACAGUGCCGCAUCUACGAGCUGCGCAACAAGGAGCGCAUUUCAGUAGCUGCUGCCUCCAAGCUGCUGGCUAACAUGGUGUACCAGUACAAAGGAAUGGGCCUGAGCAUGGGGACCAUGGUCUGUGGCUGGGACAAGAGGGGGCCAGGGCUCUACUAUGUGGACUCGGAAGGGAACCGUGUGUGUGGCGAUAUGUUUGCUGUGGGGUCAGGUUCUAUGUAUGCCUAUGGAGUCCUCGAUAGUGGCCACCGCAGUGACCUGACCAUUGAGGAGGCUUGCGAUCUUGGCCGCCGCGCCAUCUACCAAGCCACGUUCCGUGAUGCCUAUAGCGGUGGCCAAGUCAACCUGUACCGUGUACACAGUGAGGGCUGGGAGAGGGUCUCUCAAGAUGAUGUACUCGAGCUUCACCAUCAAUACCAGGCCUAGAGAGAUGAACAUGUUAGGAGGGAAAUGACAGAAGUAAAACAUUCUGAGGGUUUCAGGGUGUAAUGGAAGAGUAGAGUCUAAGAGAGGCAUGACUAGGGGCCAAACUCUGAUCCUGGAAAGUGAGAUUUAGUAUAUUUUGGUCAUCUUAUUCUAAAACAAAUAAUUAAAUUUGGAAAAAUUGAAGAGGUGGGGAAGAGUUUUGGACCCUUGAAAUAGAAGUUAAGUUACUGUUUGAAUUUGUUCUCUCUGUUACUACACUGUAAACUAAUUACCACAUAAUUUUUUUUUUUUGCAAUAUAUGGUUUUGUUUAAUCCGUAGCUCAGUGAUGUCAUUUUCAGGCAGUAAGUUGCAGUUCCUCAUGUUUGGUGUGAUCAAUAAUAAACAUUACAGCCUCGUGACCAUAUUAAGCUGGCCAGCUCUGUCAAAGUCGGAGUGGUCCUUCUCACUAUAUGCAUAAUUAAUAAGAACACUAAUAAUAAACAUUACAGCCUAGUGACCAUAUUAAGCUGGCCAGCUCUGUCAAAGAACACUUACAAUAAACUGUUUUUGCGA
This is a messenger RNA of Neoarius graeffei (lesser salmon catfish), 1372 nucleotides long. It is a transcript of the gene psmb5, whose product is annotated as proteasome 20S subunit beta 5. The transcript is spliced from 3 exons. Gene Ontology annotation, cellular component: proteasome core complex. The record is from RefSeq and is a predicted model, not a curated record. Gene Ontology annotation, molecular function: threonine-type endopeptidase activity. The coding region runs from base 28 to 819 and encodes 263 amino acids. Lineage: Eukaryota; Metazoa; Chordata; Actinopteri; Siluriformes; Ariidae.